CCCCUCCUGUUCCAUUCGUCAUCUUCCGUCCCAGAGAGAUGACUCCGUGAACCUCUCUUAUCUCGCAUGCGGCUUCAGUGAGCUUUCCAGGACACGACGGCAACGACUAAUCUGAUCUUCGCCGCCGUGAGUUACCGGGGUUUCUGCCCUCUUUACUUCUACCCGGAGUACGUCCAGGGUGUUCGCUCGAAUUAAACCCUGCAAUUAUCCAUUAUCCCCAAGGGACCGCAUUCUGAACCGUCGAUACGUUCGUUACCUUCAUCACCACCACUUUCUCUUUCCGAUCCCAGAGUUCGUCUCGUAGAGAAACUCCUCGGGCCUGCUCUCUGCUCCAUCCUUGCUUCGAAACCCGUUCAGCGCCCACUGCACAAGCCGUUUACCCCGGCAGUCCCUCCAGCCAUGUACUGACACCCAUGGGGCUUCGCCAACGGCAAUACUGUCAACCAUAUUCCGUUACAUUGACGUCCCCUGAAUCCCCCCUUCACAUCUCUAGCUGGGAGAAAGGCGACCAAAAAAUCUUCUGAUCCCUUUCACCAUAGGCACCUUGGUCAUGUCUGCAUACCAAAUGUCUUCCGAAAUCCCUUGGCAACAUGACCCUUAUUACGAUGCUUCCCCUCCACGCACCCCUCCCCGCCAUGUCAAUUACAUAGAUAGCCAGAAUGGACUCCUAGGCACACGAUCUUCCUUUCCGGAAACCUUUCUUGACGACAUUACUCCAAUCGACGGGAACCAACACGAAGACUCAGGAGAUGACGAGAGAGAUCCCCAUGACCUUUCGUUAUCUCCGCAGCACGUCACCAGAACUUCCGUCGUGGAUAACAUGCUCCUUUCAUUAGAUCAGUUUUCAGAGACCAAUUUCCAUUCUUUGGAGGAACCACAUCGCUCCCGGUCGCAAGACCCCGACCCCUACACCUUGUAUUCCCGUUAUGCGACUGCAUACUUCAGUCGUCAUCGUGGUCACACCUUCUCUUCUUCCCUUUCUUCGGAAAUAGAACGAUUUGAUGAUAGCGGCAGCCGUUAUUGUGGCCAAUCUGCACGUGGACGUCGCAGCAAUAGCAGCUCCAAUUUCCAGUCCACGAUCCGACGGGUUGAUGAUGUCGAUAGCGGAACAGAAAAACUGAGCAAUCGCAGCAGGGUCUUCGAGGCACAACGGGCGACAAUGGGCAAGCAAUCUUCCCGAUGCUUGAGGAAUGGAAGCCGCAGCAGCGAUUCUUCCGGACUCGACAUUACCCAAAUGUUGGCGGGUAGUCGUAUUGGUAGAGGAAGGCGUUCCAUUAGUUUCGAUUACGGCGCAGACGGCCCAGCGACAAUACCGGUGGAUAAUGCCAUGUUACUCUAUGAUGACAUCAACGCCGCACCUACACCCAAUGUGCCCGUGGGGCCACGAAGAAGCAAUUCUCCUGCCGUUAAGGAUUACUCCAAUUCUCAAUAUGUGGCCACUGGGAACGGUCGGACUCCUGCUUUGUCUCGCAAGAACAGUACUAAGUCUGCGCGGAGCAUGUACAACAGAAAGGGACGGUCUGACACCUUAGGAACGACCACUAUCAAAGGACGGCCUGACGACAGUAGGCACCUUCGAGACAAUCGCCCCGAUAUCCCUCCGAUGCCGCCUCACGCCCGUAUACCUGCCCCUAGCCCCACAAUUGCACUCCACAAACCGGUUCAAUUCCCCCCUCCCGUGGAAUCUGUCACCCCACCGCCCAAAGAACGAUACGGCUUCUUUCGACGAGUUUUUGGAUCGUACAAGUCGUCGUCACCUCCUCAACCGGAGAAAACACAGAGUUACGCUCGGGAUAAUGAAGGUUUCUGUCGGCCCAGGGAAUCACAGAGCGCUCCCAACAGUUCUAAGGGCUAUCCUCAACAUGGCCAAUACGGCGUGGGUCGCGAUAAUACUUCAAUCGUGACUAAAAAGCCAUCAUCUUUCUUCCGCCGACGAAAGAAAUCCUCGACAGAUCAUGUUCCACCCCCGUUGGUUAUACCUAAUUCUAAUCUGAAACUUGUUCAUGCACAAGGAAACGUAGACGCGGAGCCGAGCCCGAGCGGUAGCCUCCGUGAGCUUAUGAAGCCCUACAUGACCGGGGCCUCUUCUCCUGUCGUUAACGAAUCAAAAAUGUUUACAGAACCUGAUGCACAUUUGGCUAGACUCGAAAUUGAGCCCGGAAAUCAACACUCCGUGAGAGAGGCACCAAGAGAUAUGGCUGGAAGCAAGCGUCCAUGUACGGAUGGUAGAUCGGAAUUUUCACAUGUCAACAGCACUUCAAACGCAAAAUCUGGCAUUGAUCCGAAUUCCGCGCUCUCUAACCGCGGUGAUUCUUUCUUGGUGGAUAGCAGUGGGAAUGAAGGCGCUCCCAAACAAAGCCCUGAGGAUUUAUCUAAACGACCUAAGACAAGCCCUGUUCCUGAGACAUCGUUACGUAACACUAUGUUAACUGGCAAUGGAAGUAAACAGAACUCAAAGGUGGCUACUAGAGUUGACAACAAACUCUCUGUUAGCACGGGCAUGCAUGUGCGAGAGGAAGCCCGCCCUAAACCUGUCCCAUCAUCAGAUCCAAAGCAUGAGCCAACCAAGCCGGCGUCAUUGCUCGAAGCGUCGGUCCAAUCGCCUCCGGUUUCAGCAGCAACCACCGUCUCUACUUAUCAGACUGCCUUGAAUACACCCCUUAUGAGUCCCGCUGAGGACCUCAAUUCAAACCUCGGAAAAAUGAUAACGACGUCUCCCUCGCCGAUUGAAGAAAGUGUGGAUCAGAGACGGGAGGAUGCGGCCGACAUUGGCACCGGCGGAAGCCCCAGUGCCGCAGAUCGGGACCAAGCUCAGAAGCUUUACGACUCGGUCGAGGAUGGCCAGAAGGCUGAGCUUACAGCCACAUGGCUUGGAAACCCUGACAGAGCUGGGGUCAGAAAGGCGUAUCUAGAUUUGUUUGAUUGGUCGGGUAUGGAUAUUUUGGCCGCCAUGCGCAGCUUAUGCUCGAAGAUGGCUCUAAAGGGCGAAACACAACAAGUCGAUCGGGUCCUCGAUGCAUUUUCAUCUCGUUGGUGUGAAUGCAAUCCAAACCAUGGAUUCAAAGCAACAGCCGACAUUGAACAAAAGAUGACACGGAACCAGUUCAUUCGUAAUACCAUGCCCACGAUUGAGAGAGUCGUGGUGGAUGCGGCGCCUGACGCAUUUGAGGGCAUCACCUCCAACAAACUCCACCGGCCUCGAAGCACUGACAAUAGUGGGUCACAGCCGGGGAGGGCUUCAACCCCCUAUCGUGAGAGGGAUGACAACGAAACGAACAUUGCGUCAAACUUCCUAAACACUCCACAAGAUAAUAUUUCAAAAGCGACCGCUGCAGCUAACAUCCCUAAUAUCAAUGGUGGUGAUAUCUCAGCUGCUAGUUCUAUCCAACUUGUGAAUGUUCCAUUCCGAGGCACGAAAAAGGCGUGGGAAAAUCAGAUCGAAUCGGCUCUCAAGGAGUUCUACAAUUCCAUCCAGAAGCGGCGGCUUCCAUUGCGCGGAGCCCAGGCGGAGCCUGAGGAACAGCAGCCUUCCAAUAAUUUCCUAACGCUUACAAGCAACGUGUUACGAAGGACACCAAGUACCCUAAGCAGAGCCACUACAUCAGAUCUUUUUACCCGUGGUCGCCCCACGGAUCAUCGGUUGUCCACGGCUCGAUGGGCAUCCAAACCAAGGUCACGACCGCGCAUGUAUCCGCCAUCUACGAUGACGUCCAGUCGCACUAGUUUAGAUGAUCAAUCAGUUUGGUCACCAACGGCAUCCAGCACAUGGAGCAAGGCCUCCUUGGGUAAAACACUAACGUCUAUGUCGGUCGAUUCUUUAGGUUCUGAGUACCCGCGAGGUGACUAUCAGCAGUCGAUUGGAUUUGCAAAUGCAUUGAGCCAUGCUAUCAUCAGGGAGGAUUCUGCUAGCUGCAUUCUUGGAACGGAAGACUCUACGCGUGCGGAAUCCUUACUCGAGGAUGACACGUUAGAGCUAGCUGGAGCACCGUGGGCGAAGGAGGGGAGCUUGAAACAUAAACACCACCUUGACUCUGUCGAUAAACGAGCGAAGGAUAGGAACUGGAAUGAAACUUUCGCGGUCAUUCAGCGAGGGUGGAUGCGGUUGUUUUCUUUUAAUUCGUUAACCAAGUCGACGCGGCUGAAGCCUAAGCAGAGACAAAACGGUGGUAUCGUCGUUGGCGGAGGGAAUUGGAUGGAGAAUGCAGAGGAAACAUGGAAAUUCCUCUUGCGCCAUACGAUAGCCAGCGCAUUGCCGCAGCCCGGAUACUCCAAGUCCCGACCUUAUGUUUGGGCGUUGAGUCUCCCUACUGGAGCAGUCCACUUAUUCCAAGUUGGCACACCAGAAAUUGUCAAGGAGUUCGUUUCCACGGCAAACUACUGGAGCGCCAGACUCUCUAAAGAGCCUAUGUUCGGUGGAAUCAGCAACAUCGAGUACGGCUGGAGUGAUGCCGUCAUAAAUCAUGCUCUGCCUCAACCCGAGGACCAUAAACCCACGAGCUCCUCUGGAACUCGACUCAGUAUUCAGAGCUCCAUUCGGAGCUCGAUCGAUCAACAAAGCGUUCGCCCACGGCUUCCUGCUGAUAGAAUUCACAUCAGUGAUUGGAUGCCACCGCAACAAAGCAUGAUUGCAUCAACCCUUACCGAAAGAGAGCAGCUUGAUGCACUCUGUUCUUACGUAAAAUACGUGGAAGAAGAGCUGAAACGCCAUAAUGAGCUUCGACCAGCCAUGGUGCUUGCCUUUACGCCUCGACACCCGAAUGCAACUAAGUCGCUUGCUAAUUGGGAACGCAAGUCGUCCUAUCUCCUUCGGGAGAUUGUCAAGUUCCGGACAUAUAUUGAUUGUUUACAAGCUGCCCGGGUUCAAAAAGAGAAAUUUGAUAGUUCCCUUCGUCCAGAAGAACAGGAAUCCAAAGGAGAGGAGCAACCCGAGACUCCUCAUCCUACAUUAGGCGACAUCACGCUGGCCGACUAA
Coccidioides posadasii C735 delta SOWgp is the source of this 4972-nucleotide messenger RNA. RefSeq lists its product as uncharacterized. Gene Ontology annotation, molecular function: guanyl-nucleotide exchange factor activity. Lineage: Eukaryota; Fungi; Ascomycota; Eurotiomycetes; Onygenales; Onygenaceae. Gene Ontology annotation, biological process: regulation of ARF protein signal transduction. The record is from RefSeq and is a predicted model, not a curated record.